CUCGCUACAUUCUUACACUCCACGAACUCCUGGCCCACACACCCCAUGAACAUGUAGAAAGAACCAGUCUGGACUACGCCAAAUCCAAGCUGGAGGAGCUUUCCAGAAUCAUGCACGAUGAAGUGAGCGAGACCGAGAACAUCAGGAAGAACCUGGCAAUAGAGCGCAUGAUCGUAGAGGGCUGUGAGAUUCUUCUUGACACCAGCCAGACGUUUGUAAGACAAGGGUCUCUCAUCCAGGUGCCGAUGAGCGAGAAGGUCAAAAUCACCCGUGGGCGACUGGGUUCUCUGUCUCUGAAGAAGGAGGGGGAGAGGCAGUGCUUUCUCUUCUCCAAGCAUGUAAUCAUCUGCACCAGGGGAUCUGGGGGAAAGCUUCAUCUCACCAAGAAUGGAGUAGUCUCGCUUAUAGACUGCACUCUUUUGGAGGACCCUGAGGGGACAGAUGAUGAGGCCAAAUCAGACAAGAGCGGCCAGGACAUGGAGCACCUGGACUUCAAGAUUGUGGUGGAGCCAAAGGACAGCCAGUCAUUCACAGUCAUCCUGGUGGCCUCCUCCAGGCAGGAGAAGUCUGCAUGGACCAGUGACAUCAGCCAGUGCAUAGACAACAUCCGCUGCAAUGGGCUGAUGAUGAACGCCUUCGAAGACAACUCCAAAGUCACGGUGCCACAGAUGAUCAAGUCAGAUUCAAGUCUGUACUGCGAUGAUGUAGACAUUCGCUUCAGCAAGAUGAUGAACUCCUGCAAGGUGCUACAGAUCCGCUACGCCAGCGUCGAGCGCCUGCUGGAGAGACUGACUGACCUCCGUUUCCUCUCCAUCGACUUCCUCAACACCUUCCUUCACUCCUAUCGCGUGUUUACCACCGCUGAUGUGGUGCUAGACAAGCUUAUCACCAUCUACAAGAAGCCCAUCAGUGCCAUCCCUGCGAGGUCCCUGGAGUUAUUCUUUGCCAGCACUCAGAACAGUAAAGUCCUGUAUGGAGAGCCUCCCAGCUCCCCCAGGGCAAGCAGGAAGUUCUCCUCCCCUCCUCCUCUCGCUAUGACCAAGAAUUCAUCACCAAAUCGCCGGCGCAAGCUGUCCCUCAACAUCCCCAUCAUUACUGGGGGCAAAGCUCUUGACCUGGCUGCCCUCAGCUGCUCCUCAAAUGGCUAUGCAAGCAUGUACUCAACCAUGUCACCAUUCAGCAAGACCACCUUAGACAUCAACAAACUGUACGUGUCCAGCCCUGUCUCCAGCAAAAUCCCUGAUGAGGGGGAGGACAAGAAGGACAAGGUGGAGGACACCACAGUGAGCAAACAAGAUCUCUCUGUUCGAGAAGAAGGUGACAACGAUCCGAACCAGAGUGAUGACGGGGACGCAGAAGCCUCUCCCACCAAGUCACCUACCACCCCGAAAAACAUCAAAGGCAAAAACUCAGAGUUCUCUCUGUUUUCCUACAACAAUGGCAUGGUGAUGUCCUCAUGUCGAGAGAUGGAUAACAACCGCAGUGCCCUGUCUGCCGCCUCCGCCUUCGCUAUUGCUACAGCUGGAGCCAAUGAGGGCACACCUACCAAGGAAAAAUAUCGACGGAUGUCCCUCGCCAGUACUGGUUUCCCAACAGACCAGAGAAAUGGAGACAAGGAGUUUGUGAUCAGACGAGCAGCGACCAACAGAGUCCUGAAUGUCCUGAGGCACUGGGUGUCCAAACACUCUCCGGAUUUUGAUAAUAACAAUGAGCUGAAGACUAAAGCUAUUGUGUUCCUGGAGGAAGUGAUGCAUGACCCUGAGCUGUUGACCCAGGAGAGGAAAGCAGCAGCCAACAUCAUCAGGACUCUAACUCAGGAAGAUCACGGUGACAAUCAGAUCACCCUUAAAGACGUAACACAACUGAUUGGAGAAGGGAAGGUGGAGGCCAUUGAGAGUCACUCUGCGUUGGAGAUCGCAGAACAGCUCACUCUGCUGGACCACCUGGUGUUUAAGGUCAUCCCAUAUGAAGAGUUCUUUGGGCAAGGCUGGAUGAAGAAUGACAAAAAUGAGAAGACGCCGUACAUCAUGAGAACAACAAAGCACUUCAAUGAUAUAAGCAACCUAAUUGCCACAGAGAUCCUGCGCUGUGACGACGUGGUCACUCGGGUGGUGGUCUUAGAGAAAUGGGUGGCUGUGGCGGACAUCUGUCGCUGCCUCCACAACUACAACGCCGUGCUGGAGAUCACCUCGUCCCUCAACCGCAGCUCUGUCUUCCGCCUCAAGAAGACCUGGCUCAAGGUUUCCAAGCAGACAAAAGCAUUGAUUGACAAGCUGCAGAAGCUGGUCUCAUCAGAAGGGAGGUUCAAAAACCUGAGAGAGGCUUUAAAGAAUUGUGAUCCUCCCUGUGUGCCAUAUCUGGGGAUGUACCUCACCGACCUGGCUUUCAUUGAGGAGGGAACGCCGAACUACACCGAAGACAACUUGGUCAACUUCUCAAAGAUGAGAAUGAUUUCUCACAUCAUCAGAGAAAUCAGGCAGUUUCAGCAAACAGCAUACAAGAUUGACCUGCAACCAAAGGUAGCCCAGUAUCUACUGGAUAAUAGUUUUGUUCUGGAUGAAGAGAGCAUGUACGAAGCCUCACUCAGAAUUGAGCCCAAAGUGCCGAACUGAAGGGGAAGUUGGUCGUCCACAUUAUUUUCUCUGUUAAUAUUACACAUCAGUAAACAUACACAUUACCUUUUGUAUAGUUGUACAUGUUUAAGAUAUUUGCUCUUCUGUACAGUAGAUGUUUAAGGUUGUUUGACAACACAAAACCUUUCAGUCUAUAUUUUUUGUUUGUUACAGUUGCCACCUGCUUUUCAUUUUAUUUUAGGGUAUUUUAAGCAUAAUAACAGAGGUCCCUUUGGUUGUGCACAACUGUGUCUGCUAGUGACCAAUGACAUUAUUUUGCAUCAUCUCGUAAUGUGUUGACUUUGCACUUUCUGGAGCACUCCUGCUGCCAGCUGUUGUUCUCUUUGCUUGAGUUGUAUCUAUGACUGAGUUUCUCUGCAACCAAUGUAGCAUUGUAAAAAUGUAAGUGCAUCAAAUCAGGUAAAAGAGCACAGAGAAUACAACUGUAUUUAAAGAUAAGGCACAAUGAUCAGUGGAGAUGACAGCAAGGUACCUGAAGCAUUAAUGUCUCUGUGCUUCCCAAACCAAAAUAACAGGGAUUUGUUUUCUUCAUUUCUGCUCAGUACUCUAGAGUCAGAGGUUCCCAACCAAUCUGUGGCACUGCGGACUGUUUUCAUACUGACAGUGUCGUUAGACCAGUGGUUAAACCUAGAUACUUAUAAAAGUGAGGCUGGUAGGGUUGUUUUUUUGUUUUUCAUCAUAACAUAAUGGACCAACUUAUUGUUUAACUUGAUGAUAACGCUAGAUGAAAAGUCAGUGGACCACCAAAGUUAUUUUUAAUUCAUCCUAAGUAGUACAUAAAUACAAUGUUUCCUGGCAAUCCAACCAACAGUAAUUGAGACUUUUCACUAGAAAACAAAAAUAUGUGCAUUUUAUGGUGGCACCAGAAAGAAAGUCUAGUGAUCACAAAAGACAUGAGCCAAUAGUUAGUAAAAUAUCAAUCAAAAUGAAGUUGAAAGAUAUCUAAAGCCAUGCUACUAGCACGUCUAAAAAUCCAUAUAAUGGUGGUGAGUCCAUGUUGGGGAAGAAAAAUGCAAAACUGAUCAUUUAUUGUUUUUUGCAGCAUCAAAACGCUUAUUUGUUCCCCAGGGAAGGAAUUGGGAACCUCUGCUUUAAGAUACAUGUCUUCACUAACCUAAAAUUAACAAGUUUUUAAGUGUUUUUUUUAUUUGUUGUAAAGUGACACACUCUCCAUCGAAGCCUUUUGUCACAGAUGCCCAAACUCACCUCAAUUUACUUAUAAUCUGUGUGAAAACACACAGUGAUAAGGAAAAGUUACAUUUCUUUUGAUAGCUGUGAUUAAAGGUUAAGCAUUCAUCUUCAGAAUUUAGCUUUACACUUAAAAUAAACAUAAAGUAUACAGUACAGUGAGUUCUAACUAUGCUCAAAUAAUUUCAUGUUUCUUGGUAUUUAGUUUAACUCAUAAAAAAAGAUCACAUGCGGUGGAAAGUGUUGUACCUUCAGGUUUGGCGAUACUUGUGUAGAGUAAAGGUUGUUGCUCUUCUGUAAUUAAAAGACAAUCUGUCCUUUUUGCUGUUCCAGUGAUUGUGGGACGUGACUGUAUAUCACUCUGUUAUAUGCAUUGCUGUUUAAAACUUAUGAUAAAAAUGUAUGUGAAUGACCUCUGCCUGCAGCAUUCAAACACUAUUUUUGUAGUAGUAUAAGAGAGAGUUACCUGCUCUUUAUAUGAACAUGGGAAAGUAUUUUGUACUUUGUUGUUCACCUCACUGAGAUGUGAUGUAUAUUUUGUACAUGCAACCCUGCAUAUUUCUCAAUGUGGAACCGUGUAAUCCUUUCAAAAAAAGAAAGUUGUAUCUCAAGCUUAAACAUGAUACGCUAAAACAGUGUGGUUUUGAAACCAUGACUUAGAGGUAGGAGAUAACUUCAAAGUGUUUUGCAUUGAUACUGUAAUCCUGUCUAUAACCAUUUCUGUUAGCAGGAAUAUAGUAACGUAGUGCUUAUUCUGUGAAUAUUUGUAUGUAUUUUUACUAUGUAUGUACAGUACACUUUUGAAGCUCAUGUGGCAGGCAUGCAACACCUUCACAGACAGAAUAAUACUAUAUACUUAUACUGUAUACACUUAUACAUGCACAUACUCUUAUAAGGUAUAUAAACAAAUAAACAUUUUGCUGUUAGCAAUACCCAGUGGUAUGAAAAUUAUCUUUCAACCCUCAUGUUUCCACACCUUAAAAAUAUUCAGUUUUGUAAGAAAAAAAAUGAAAAGACAACAAGAAAAUAUACAUUAUGAUUAUGAUAAUAACGACAAAUAUACACAAAUAUGUUUCCCAGUUACCUCUUGCUAAUAAAUCCAUUUUAUAUCAGGGGCA
Messenger RNA from Notothenia coriiceps (black rockcod), 4939 nucleotides. RefSeq names its product Ras protein specific guanine nucleotide releasing factor 1 (gene rasgrf1). The record is from RefSeq and is a predicted model, not a curated record. Gene Ontology annotation, cellular component: plasma membrane. Gene Ontology annotation, molecular function: guanyl-nucleotide exchange factor activity. Bases 111 to 2612 code for a protein of 833 amino acids. Lineage: Eukaryota; Metazoa; Chordata; Actinopteri; Perciformes; Nototheniidae. Gene Ontology annotation, biological process: Ras protein signal transduction. The transcript has 20 exons.